UGUGUGUUGUGGCGAACGAAGAGCUGGGCCGCUGGACGCUGGAAAUUCGCUUCCCGCGCCAUCGAUUUGAUCAGCCAGUAGUAUCGGUUGUCUCACCUAGUGCCCAGAUUCCACUUCCAGCCGCCGCCAAAGCCGGGGUAUAGGGUUCUUCGUGUGAUUUCCUUCCCCCUCUCUCUCCUCUCUCUCUUCUAGGGCUCCAAUGUGAUCCUGGGAUCUUGUAGCUUAGAUCGUGAUGUCAGUGAUGAUGGCAGCAAAGUGUCUCCACUCCCCCGCGCCACUGCCGGGAUCGCCACUGCAUGACAAGGCGCCGAUUUGCCUCGAGACUGUGGAUGGCUCGCGGCACGAGGUGGAAUGGGAGGCGGCCAUGCUCUUCCCUCUCGUCCACCGCGAGGUCUUGCUUAACGGAUGCUGCCCCAGGGAUAAGGUGAUAAUCGCUCUUCCGGCUCAAGUUAAUCCCAGCACGCUUAAGUUGCUACUCGAGUACUGCCGCUUCCAUCAGGUCCCAGGUCGGUCCGAUAAGGAGAGGAAGUUUUUCGAUGAGAAGUUCGUCCGGCUAGACACCAAGACGUUGUGUGAGCUCACGUCGGCGGCCGAUAGCCUGGACAUGAAACCGCUGGUGGACUUAACCAGUCGAGCGCUAGCUCGGAUGAUCGAAGGAAAGACUCCGAAAGAGAUCCGCGAGACAUUUGGGCUGCCAGACGAUCUAACCGAAGAAGAGAAGCUGGAGCCUGUGAAAAACACCACGGAUGACAUGAGGAUACGGCUGCUCAAUCGGCUGUAUGCAAGGAAGAGAAAAGAGUUGCAAGACAAAAAACUUUUAAAGGAAGGCUCUAUCGAAGAAUGCAAAAGGGACGAGCGGUCAGUGGAUGACUUGGUUUCCUUCAUCGAUGGCGAUGACAAAGGAGAUAAGCUAGCGAAAUCAGGAAAGGCCAAGAGGAAAAAGAACAGGAGAAAGAAGGAUCAAACCUCUUCGAAAGGGAGCUGCACGACGUCCCUGGAGAAUGACGAAGCCGAGAACUCUGGAAGGUGUGAGGACAGCCAUCACUUGCCCGAGGCCGACGAGCUGGGCUACCCCGACGAGGAAGACGACUUGGAUCCCGCCAUGAAGGAGGAGCUUGACAGGGAAGUCGAAGAUUUUGCGAGGAGACUAAACGCCGACUGGCCCAACCGGAUGCAAGAGAUUCUCGCCUUGGCAUCUUCGAGCAACCAAGAACACGGGCUUUGGACGACGACGCCGACGACGACAAGUCCAACACAGAAUUGUUGUCAGCCAAAGACACACGAGCUCGUUGGAUGAUCCCAAAUUUUUUUUCCUCUUUUUCUCUUUUUUCUUUCAAAUAACUUUUUCUCUUUUUUGUUCCUUCCAUUCUUUCUAUGUACAAAACAUUAACAGGAAAAAUUAAAAGUUCUCGAC
Messenger RNA from Selaginella moellendorffii, 1414 nucleotides. RefSeq names its product SKP1-like protein 21. Gene Ontology annotation, molecular function: cullin family protein binding. Bases 233 to 1297 code for a protein of 354 amino acids. Gene Ontology annotation, cellular component: cytoplasm; nucleus. The record is from RefSeq and is a predicted model, not a curated record. Gene Ontology annotation, biological process: SCF-dependent proteasomal ubiquitin-dependent protein catabolic process. The transcript is spliced from 7 exons. NCBI's taxonomy places the organism in Eukaryota, Viridiplantae, Streptophyta, Lycopodiopsida, Selaginellales, Selaginellaceae.